AUGGCGGCGGCGUCCGAGACCGAGCGGCUGCUGAGCCGCGGCCCCGGCUACGGCACGGCCGGGGCGGCCCCGGCGCCGGUACCGGAGAAGGAGGAAGAGGAGGAGGAGGAGGAAGAGCUGCGGCGCCGCCUCAAGUAUUUCUUCAUGAGCCCCUGUGACAAGUACCGGGCCCGCGGCAGGCGGCCCGUGAAACUCGUGCUGCAGCUCGCCAAGAUCGUCCUUGUCACCGUGCAGCUGAUCCUGUUUGGGCUCAGCAACCAGCUGGUGGUGGCCUUCAAGGAGGACAACACGGUGGCCUUCAAGCACCUGUUCCUCAAGGGCUACGAGGACGGCAGCGAUGACACCCGGGCCAUCUACACCCGCGGGGACCUCGUGGAGCACCUGGCCUUCGUCAUCGAGAAGGUGGCACGGGGACACCGGGUGUUUUUUUGUCCCCCCAGGCUGAUCAAUGUCACCGUGGACUUCCAGCUCAAGGCCAUCAACAUCCAAACGCUGCUGAACCACGAAAUCCCCGACUGCUACACCUUCAGUGUCACCGUCAGUGUCCUCGGUGGUGGCACUGUCCCCGUGUCCCCCCAGAAUUUCUCGGGCUAUGACGUGUGCAGCAUCCUGCUGGGGACAUCCACCCUGCUGGUGUGGGUCGGGGUCAUCCGGUACCUGACCUUCUUCCAGAAAUACAACAUCCUGAUCGUCACCCUGCGCGUGGCCCUGCCCAGCGUGAUGCGUUUCUGCUGCUGCGUGGCCGUCAUUUAUUUGGGUUAUUGCUUCUGCGGCUGGAUCGUGCUGGGCCCCCACCACCCCAAGUUCCGCUCGCUGUCCAUGGUGUCCGAGUGUCUCUUUUCCCUGGUCAAUGGCGAUGACAUGUUUGCCACCUUCGUGGCUCUGCGGCCCAGCGGGGCCCUGGUGUGGCUCUUCAGCCAGGUGUACCUGUACAGCUUCAGCGCCCUCUUCAUCUACAUGGUGCUCAGCCUCUUCAUCGCCCUCAUCACCGGCUCCUACGACACCAUCAAGAACCAGUCCAAAGGGCUGCCGUGCAGGACAACGCUCUGCUGGUGA
Messenger RNA from Sturnus vulgaris (Common starling), 1056 nucleotides. NCBI's taxonomy places the organism in Eukaryota, Metazoa, Chordata, Aves, Passeriformes, Sturnidae. The record is from RefSeq and is a predicted model, not a curated record.